AUGGCCCUGGUUCAGGCUCUGCCCAUGUCUGCUGAGUCCCACACCCGGAGACGGCACCGCUCCAACCCCUCGCCCCCCUCCGUCCCUCCCCCCUCUGCCCCGGAGCCUAUGGGCACCGUCAGCAGCCUCCUCCCCUCCAGAACCGUCCCGUACCAGGAUCACCGCUCUGAUUUGGGAGCCAGGGCGCGGAAGGCUGCUCCGGGGACUUCUGCUUACGGAUAUGAGGCACCGGCAGAGCCCUCACUGCAGAGCCUCACCACCCCAAUGAAGAAGCAAGGGUCGGGUCGUGCGCAAGAGGCGGAAAAAGGACAUUACACUUAUUUGAAUGAGGAGUAUGUGGACGACUGGAACGAACACCCGCUGAACACGGCCUGUCCCGGAGCGGAGGCGGAUGACACAAAAGACGGGAUCACAGGAAACAUGGGCGGACCACCUCCAAAACUCAUCCCAGUCUCAGGAAAACUGGAGAAGAACAUGGAUAAAACCAUCCUCCGUCCCACAGCGUUCAAACCGGUCAUCCCCAAAAGCCGCACGUCGAUGCAGUACCUGUCGCCGCGUCACUGCGCCAACGUCCAUGACCAGAACAACCUCAACCUGCUCAGUCCCACUCACAGAGACCUGUCUCCUCCCUCUCCCGACAAACGCAGCUCCUACAGCAGCCGGCAGACCUGUUCUCUGGCCGACUCGGGGAGGAACUCUCUCUCCAGUCUGCCCCCUUAUGGCGUGGCGGGGUAUGGCAUGACUGCUGAGGUCUCUAGUGGACAUUCAGAGAAGAGCGCUCAGCCAGCAAACGCACACGGACACUCCAACUCCGACAGCGGGAGGUCCUCGUCCAGCAAGAGCACGGGGUCCGGGUCGCUGACGGGGAGGGGGCAGCCUUUGUCGGACAGCGGGUCAAACGGGCGCUCCCCUGGUCCUGCAGACGGGUACGAGGGCAUCGUGAGGGAGCUGGAGGACAAGCUGCGGGAGAGGGACAUGGAGCUACAGGUGCUCCGGGAAAACCUGGACGAGAACGAAGCCGCCAUUUGUCAGGUUUACGAGGAGAAGCAGAAGCGUUUCGAGCUGGAGAUCGAGGAACUGAGGCAGAACUGCGCCACCAGAAUGCAGAGCGCCUCCCAGAAGUCUCAGCGCGCACAACAAGUCCUCCAACUGCAGGUCUUUCAGCUGCAGCAGGAGAAGAGGAAGCUGCAGGAAGACUUUGGCCAGCUCCUAAAAGAACGCGAGCAGCUGGAGGAGAGGUGCACUUCUUACGAACACGAGAAAAUCCAACUGGGACCACGGCUCGAGGAGACCAAGUGGGAGGUGUGCCAGAAAUCCGGGGAGAUCUCGUUACUGAAGCAGCAGCUGAAGGAGGUGCAGGGGGAGCUGGCCCAGCGCGUGGGAGAGAUCGUGUCGCUGAGGGGACAACUCCGAGAGACUCGCGGCGAGCUCACAAACACACAGGUGCUGCUACAGGAGGCCCACGGCUCCAACAGAACCAGGACUUUAGAGCUGGAGGUGUGCGAGAACGAAUUACAGCGUCGCAAAAGUGAAGCAGAGUUACUCCGAGAGAAAGUUGGGAGACUCGAGGGCGAGAUAGUUCAACUGACCGAAGCUUUAGCCAAUCAGCGCACAGGAAAUCGGCAAUGUCUAGUGUUUCAGGAAGUGGAGGAGCAUCUGUUGGCGUUUGAAAGUGACGAAGCGAAAGCCCAUAGACAGAGCCUGACUGAGGCCAUGCAGGGGAUCAAAGUGCAGAUGGACAGGAUGAAGAGCGAACUCACUUUCGAGCGCCAGAGAGUGGAGGAGCAGCAGGUGAACUUCGAGGAGGAGCGCAAAGUGUGGCACGAGGAGAAGGACAAGGUGAUCCGCUACCAGAAGCAGCUGCAGCAGAACUACGUGCAGAUGUACCGCAAGAACAGGGAGCUGGAGCAGCACCUGCAGGAGCUCAGCCAGGAACUGGAGAGCAGAGACGACGACGACGGCAGCGGGAACGAGAUCAACUUUGAUGAAAUCGCGGCGACAGAAAUAUGA
Messenger RNA from Knipowitschia caucasica, 2010 nucleotides. NCBI's taxonomy places the organism in Eukaryota, Metazoa, Chordata, Actinopteri, Gobiiformes, Gobiidae. The record is from the annotation of a GenBank genome assembly.